This is a messenger RNA of Notolabrus celidotus (New Zealand spotty), 948 nucleotides long. It is a transcript of the gene fabp3, whose product is annotated as fatty acid binding protein 3, muscle and heart. Gene Ontology annotation, biological process: fatty acid transport. The record is from RefSeq and is a predicted model, not a curated record. Bases 148 to 549 code for a protein of 133 amino acids. Gene Ontology annotation, molecular function: fatty acid binding. Gene Ontology annotation, cellular component: nucleus; cytosol. The transcript is spliced from 4 exons. Lineage: Eukaryota; Metazoa; Chordata; Actinopteri; Labriformes; Labridae.
GCUCGCAGCAGCAGCCGGUGGUGCUGACUUCACUGUCUGUGUCCCUCUCCCUCAUCUCUCACUCGCUCUCUCGCUUUGCAGCCCUUCUCUCUCUCUCACACCCUCACACCGUUUCUCGCGCGCUCCUACAUCCAUCUUGCUGCAGACAUGGCCGAUGUUUUCUCAGGAACGUGGAAUCUGAAGGAAAGCGUCAGCUUUGACGAAUACAUGAAGGAGCUUGGUGUGGGCUUUGCUACUCGCAAGAUUGGCAACUUGACCAAGCCCACCACCAUCAUCGCAGUGGAAGGCAACACAGUAACAGUGAAGACACAGAGUGCAGUGAAGAACACAGAGCUCAGCUUCAAGCUUGGAGAGGAGUUUGACGAGACCACUGCAGAUGACAGGAAAGUUAAGUCCCUUGUAACAGUAGAUGACGGGAAACUGGUGCAUGUACAGAAGUGGGAUGGCAAAGAGACAAGUCUGGUCAGGGAAGUCUCCGGCAACAAACUUACACUGACACUCACAAUGGGAGCAGUGGUUUCUACGCGUCACUACGAGAAGGCAGAGUAAAACAACACACUGACACCUUCCUUCAGCAUCUGCUUGCAUCAGCUAAAGCCCUGCGUUCCUGACUCAACAUCAUCUCAGCCCCAGCCAAGAAGCCCCCCUAUAUCUCCUCAAUUUACCUUUGUGCUGUGCAAACAGUAUUAACAUUUCUGCAGGCUGUGACUUCCCGUUCUCCAUGUUCCUCUGUCAAAACUCUUUUCCUUCUACUGUUAAGAAACACUGAAUGAAUUCCAAUGAUUUGUUGUUGUUUUCUUCUCUAAAACCCCAGGUCUUUUUUUUGUUAAGACAAUGUGUAAUGCAUGGUGCCUAUGAUAAACCUGCAGUGUUACAAUUUGAAAGUUUGCUAUGAAGACCUAAAAAAUAAGUGUGUACACUAUUAAAAGAAAUGGAUAAACAAUGAAA